Molecule: messenger RNA, 1110 nt
Organism: Penicillium angulare
Lineage: Eukaryota; Fungi; Ascomycota; Eurotiomycetes; Eurotiales; Aspergillaceae
Product: AIM24 family protein
Exons: 3
Source: RefSeq, a predicted model, not a curated record
GCAUCUUUUGCGCAGUCGCCUCCUCCACAGGCAGCCCCUGCUCCGGCAUAUUCUCCACCUCCUCCACAGGCAAUACCUCAACGGCCCUACACUCCACCAGAACAAGCAUCUCCACCCUCUAAUACCAACACAUCACCGCCGAACUUUAGCCGAGGCGCUCCCCUAGCCCAACCAAGUGCCAUCAAUACUGUAUUUCAAGCACCUCCCACGUCAGCUAGUCCACCUGCAGUCAGCCCGCCACCAGGCAAUGGCUUUCCCCAGGAAAAGGCACCAUACUACCAGCAAAAUGCUGCCGCAUUUCAGCAGAAUGCUGCUAUCUCAAUUCAGAGACCAGUCUCCAAAUCUCCUCCACCGUCAAUGAAUCCAAUGGCCAGAAUGCCGGGAGGAGCCCCGUCAUACGGAGAAUUCAAGGGUGCCACCUCAACAUCCACCGACAACGUGGGUACAUUCAACGGGGGAAGCUACAGAAUAAGUCACCGCGAUUCAAACUCUCUAUUGACAGUUCAAUUGGCCAUGGGUGCCCCGCUCGUGGCUAAGCCAGGUGCCAUGCUUGGAAUGUCCCCAACUAUGACACUUCGCGGUGUGACGCACUUGACUUGGAAAAAGCUUGCGGCUAGAGGAGGAAUAGGCAUGUCUCAUUACACUGGACCCGGGGAACUUCUCCUUGCACCAUCUGUACUGGGUGACCUCAUGGUCCUUCCAAUACAAGAGGGGAAGGCGUGGACAAUUGGAAGAGAUGCUUUCUUAGCCCAUACAGCUGCCGUGGAGCAUGAGUACACCUUCCAGAGUCUCACAAAGGCGAUGUUCUCCGGCGAAGGCCUCUUCGUAUACCAAAUAACUGGAAAUGGACUGCUCUGGAUGCAAAGUUUUGGGUCCAUCAUUAAGAAAGAUCUAGCUGAUGGAGAGAAAUAUUAUGUUGACAAUGGCUAUCUCGUUGCUUGGAAUUGCGACUAUAAGCUUGAACGCAUUGCAUCUGGUGGCCUGUUGUCAUCGUACUCCUCAGGUGAAGGCCUCGCCUGUAAGUUCGAAGGACCUGGAACAGUCUAUUUCCAGACACGAAACGUCAACACCUUUGCUAUGCAAAUGAAGAUUAGCACAGCUAGUGGUUAA